AUUGGAAGGAAAAAGCCAUAUCUUUUUUUUUUUUGUUAUGGAAAAAAAAUGUUCUAUAAGUCUUGAAAUGCCCCGAGCUCUAGUGCCAGUGUUUUGAUUUCAUGAGAUCCACAAACAAACUCAAAACUUCGCAGGAAUUAGAAAUGGCGCACCGAUUUUCAUUCACAGCAUUCUCCAUAAUCCUCUUCGUUUUCACAUUUGCUCCCGAAUCCGCUCUGUGCAAAACCUUGAAACGAGACGUGAAAGCAUUGAAUGAGAUCAAGGCCUCCCUCGGUUGGAGAGUGGUGUAUUCCUGGGUCGGAGAUGAUCCCUGUGGCGAUGCUGUUCUUCCCCCUUGGUCCGGCGUUACCUGUUCCACUCAAGGAGAUUACAGAGUCGUCACUGAAUUAGAAGUCUAUGCGGUGUCAAUCGUUGGACCUUUUCCCGCCGCCGUUACCAAUCUCUUGGACCUUACUAGGCUGGAUCUUCAUAAUAACAAGUUGGCUGGGCCAAUUCCUCCUCAAAUUGGACGGUUAAAACGUCUCAAGAUACUUAACUUAAGGUGGAAUAAACUUCAAGAUGUUAUCCCUCCCGAGAUCGGAGCGCUGAAGAGUCUAACUCAUUUAUAUUUGGGUUUUAAUAAUUUCAAAGGGGAAAUCCCCAAGGAGCUUGCUAAUCUUCGGGAGCUCCGCUAUCUCCAUUUAAAUGACAAUCGCCUUUCAGGGAGAAUUCCUGCUGAACUAGGCACCCUACCCAAUCUGCGUCACCUGGAUGUUGGUAACAAUCACUUGGUUGGUACCAUAAGGGAACUAAUUCGUAUCGAGGGUUGUUUUCCAUUGAUCCGCAACCUGUACAUAAACAAUAAUUAUUUUACGGGAGGAGUUCCAUCACAGCUUGCAAAUCUGACCAACUUAGAAAUUCUGUACCUCUCCUACAACAAGAUGUCUGGAAUAAUACCACCUGGGGUUGCCCAUAUUCCCAAGUUGACUUAUCUGUACUUGGACCACAACCAAUUUAGUGGAAGAAUCACUGAUGCCUUCUACAAACACCCAUUCUUAAAAGAGAUGUACAUCGAAGGAAACGCGUUUCGACAAGGCGUCAAGCCGAUAGGUUUCCACAAGGUUCUUGAAGUUGUUUCUGAUGCAGAUUUCGUUGUUUAAUUCAGUAAGUCGAAUAGGGAUUUCAGUUUUCCGAGCGUGAAAGGAAUCUUGUUUAAGUUUACAUAUAUGCUCAUGUUGGCGAAAUCUAGCUCGGGAUGUUGCCAUUAUGAACCUUAUGGAAGGCUGCGAUGUGUAUAUAUUAUUCACUUGUUGGAAUUAACUGAAUAGUAUAAGCUAUAUUCGUAGUAAUAGAAUGUAAAGUAAAUUUAUCCGCUUGUACUUGCUGCAUUGCAGCCUAAUGUUUGUCAAACCUCGGGAAUCCAUUCCUGUUUACUUAUUAAGAAUUGGAAUGAAAAUCAAAA
This is a messenger RNA of Momordica charantia (bitter melon), 1441 nucleotides long. RefSeq lists its product as uncharacterized. NCBI's taxonomy places the organism in Eukaryota, Viridiplantae, Streptophyta, Magnoliopsida, Cucurbitales, Cucurbitaceae. The record is from RefSeq and is a predicted model, not a curated record. Gene Ontology annotation, molecular function: protein binding.